Messenger RNA from Salvia splendens (bonfire salvia), 747 nucleotides. Its product is annotated as leucine-rich repeat receptor-like kinase protein SUNN. The coding region runs from base 1 to 747 and encodes 248 amino acids. Gene Ontology annotation, biological process: protein phosphorylation. NCBI's taxonomy places the organism in Eukaryota, Viridiplantae, Streptophyta, Magnoliopsida, Lamiales, Lamiaceae. The transcript has a single exon. The record is from RefSeq and is a predicted model, not a curated record. Gene Ontology annotation, molecular function: ATP binding; protein kinase activity.
AUGAUAGCAAUGGUAGUUUGUUGUGUGGUUGUAGGAUUUGCAAUACUUUACUACUUGGUAAGAAAAUGUUGGCCUAAGAAAGGGUACGAAUGGGAGACGAAUGAAGAAGACGAAUGGAAGAUGAUUAUAUUUGAUAGGCUGAAGUUCAAUAAAACAGAAAUAUUGUCAAGUUUGACAGAUGAAAAUCUCAUCGGGUAUGGGGGAGCAGGAAAAGUGUAUCGAGUGUCCAUGAACGAAGGAAGCAAUCACGUUGCUGUCGAGAGUAUUGUAAAUCCCAGAAAAUCAGACUGUGGGCUUGAGAAGGAAUUCCUGGCAGAGAUCAAGACACUGGGGACUAUAUGGCACAACAAUAUAGUAAAGCUUUUCUGCUAUCUCUCGAGCAACGACUUGAAGCUUCUUGUGUACCAAUAUGUCGAGAACAAGAGCCUUCAUCACUGGCUGCAUGGAAAAAACAGGGAAAUAUCACCAGUUGGUACUAGUUCAGUCACGAAACUGGAAUGGCCGAUGCGGCUGCAUAUUGCCAUUGGAGUGGCACAAGGACUUUCCUAUAUGCACCAUGAUUGUUCCACAACUAUCAUUCACCGGGAUAUCAAGUCGAGGAAUAUACUACUGGACUCAGAAUUCAAUGCAAAAAUAGCAGAUUUCGGACUAUCAAAAUUGCUUAGCAGGCACGGAGAUACAGAAAUAGCAUCAAGUAUAGCAGGAACAUUUGGCUACAUUGCCCCCGGCAUGAAUUAUACUUACUAA